AUGUCUAGGUAUCGUCUGUAUCCUGAGGUUCUUUUUCCAGUGCCAUAUUUAGAUUGCCUCGCUGCUGCCAAGCACUUCCUAUCUCCAGCAGUUCUGGAGAAGUAUUUGAUUGACCCUGAUCGUGUAGCUGUGGCAGGAGAUAGCGCCGGAGGGAAUCUGGCAGCUGCAGUAGCUCAGGCGAUUUCUGUUGACGAGAGCAUGGCUGUAAAAUUCAGUGUCCAAGCUUUGAUCUACCCAGCGCUGCAGGCUCUGGAUUUCAACACGCCUUCCUACAUGCAGAACCAACACAUGCCCAUUCUCCGCCGGCACACCAUGGUGCAGUUCUGGCUUCAGUACCUGGGCGCUGACCUCUCUCUGCUUCCGCAGCUCAUAGUGAACAACCACAGCACGUCCCAACACUCAGGCAUCCCUCCUGAGCUGAGAUCAAGGAUAGACUGGAGUGCCCUCCUUCCUCAGAAGUUCAAGAAAAACUACAAGCCCAUCAUGGUGGAGAAAGGAUCACAAGAGAUUCUGAAGAAGGUGCCAGGGUUUCUGGAUGUGCGGGCGGCACCUCUUUUAGCUGGUCCAGAGGUGUUGGCUAAAUGUCCACGUGCAUACAUCCUAACAUGUGAGUUUGAUGUACUGAGGGAUGAUGGGCUGAUGUAUGCUCAGCGCCUACAGGAUGCAGGACUUUCAGUCACUAAUGAGCAUUAUGAGGAGGGCUUUCAUGGAUCUUUCAGUUUCAUAUUCUGGCCAACAGACUUUGCUGUUGGAAAGAAAUCAGUCAGGGCUUAUAUUAACUGGCUGCAGAAAAACUUGUAAGGGUUUGUGCUAAGAACUGGGUGCAUGUUGGAACUUAUCCUCAACACAUGAAACGUUGAUGUAUAAAAUAACACAUCCUCCAAUACAUUCAUAAAAAACGUUCAGUCUGAGCUCAGGGGCUUAUGUACUCGGACUCCCACCCUCAGCACACGCCAUCUCAACUUUGCCCAAUGUUUAGAAUUUACGAAAGUCUCGCCACAAUUAAUGAAUUUUAAAAGACAUUAAAAUUAAAAUGGCUGCACAGUGGC
Nematolebias whitei (Rio pearlfish) is the source of this 1049-nucleotide messenger RNA. RefSeq names its product neutral cholesterol ester hydrolase 1-like. The transcript is spliced from 2 exons. Gene Ontology annotation, molecular function: hydrolase activity. The record is from RefSeq and is a predicted model, not a curated record. Lineage: Eukaryota; Metazoa; Chordata; Actinopteri; Cyprinodontiformes; Rivulidae. The coding region runs from base 1 to 801 and encodes 266 amino acids.